Actinia tenebrosa (Australian red waratah sea anemone) is the source of this 1525-nucleotide messenger RNA. Its product is annotated as dynactin subunit 1. Lineage: Eukaryota; Metazoa; Cnidaria; Anthozoa; Actiniaria; Actiniidae. The record is from RefSeq and is a predicted model, not a curated record.
AGUUCGAGGAUACCAUGGACGARCUGCAAGGAGAUAUCGAUGCUUUGGAGAAAGAAAAAGCUGAAAUGAAGAAGCGCUUGGAUGCCUAUUCCAAAAAGACYCUUCUAGCUGACCUUGCUCGGCAUGCUUCAUCUUCUUCUAGCAUCGCAGCUGUCGUUGCAGGUGGUAAAGGUGGUCCAGGAAGCCCGCUGAGGGGGUUACMAGGAACUGGUCAACAGCCAGUACAAGUUGUCAUCAAAGACUCGCCUAUCGUCUUGGCUCAGGUCGAGUCUCUCAAGAUUGCCUUAAAGCACCUUAAAAACACGAACAUCCGCUUGAAGAGCCGACAAUUCAAGGAAAAGUUAGAGGAACUCCCACAAAUCUUUGUACCACCAAAAAUACAACCUCGACCUGAGGUCCAGGAGACACAGGAACCCCAAAGACAUGAAGAGGAAGUACCGAGUUUAGCUUCUGUUGCACGAGAAACUGCAGCCUUACUUGAGAAACUGCAAGUGUUGAGUGCAACACCAAAGGUUGUCGAUGUCUCAAACAGAAAACCAGGUACGGUACCUACCUUGGCAAAGAUGUCACCAUCCAAUCAUUUAAUAGAGAACACUGCAACUUUGAUGCAAUUAAAGCUUCAGAAAGAAGAGGUUCAAGCUAAAGUCCAAAGAUUAAUGGCGGCAGAAUUCAAAGGUGGUCAGUCGUCAGGCUCAUUUUCCUCAUUCCUCUCGCCUACUUUCUCCAAGGUCCUACAUGAGAAGACUGAACCACCUUCUCUUGGUCGAAUCACAAUUCCUGUCACGGCUCAUACCAAACCAAAUCAAUACUCCAUUACUCUAGAACCUGAAGAAUUUAGGAGUCUUCAUACAGUAUUUGUUAGAUAGAACUCUUCUCAAUAGCUAUACAGAUAAUUAACUGGGUAUAGACUGAACUUUCCAUAAAAGUGGCACACAGAACAAAUCAACGUCUUAUUUUCUUUAGAGUCUCGGUGCUUUGCAUUUUCGUCAUUAUCAGCGUUAUAUAUAUUGUUGCCUGAUAAAUGAAAAGCCAAAAUCUCACCAAUGACCUCUAAAAGCGGAUAUGAGAACAACGCCGCAAUUUGACAGAAAUAUCAUGUGCGCGUAGAUGGAGCAAAGGUAAGCGUAGUCAAAAUAAUGGCCUGUUUAGACUAUCGCACUGUUUGGCUCGAAUGAUUUUAAUGGCUUUCCUUAAAUAUUGAAGCGCUGUGAUUGGGUGCUGCUAUUUCACCAGCGCAGCCGCUAUUAGUGUCGUCACGAGACGCUCACUCCCCUACUUAGGUGCGUAAGCGUUGCGUGACGACACUAAUAGCGGCUGCAUAAGAGACUACGUGAUACCUCGUUUGAACACUGAUCAGGGAGGGAAGGGCUACCCGGCGGAGUGUAAACUAUUCCGCGAGAGCAAGAAAAGAGCCAACCCGGCUUUAAAAUUAGGGGGUGUAAAAGUAUUUAAAAUAAAAGAAAUGUUACGGUAAUAUCAAACCAAUAAAUCAAUAGAGAAAACAAACCUGAUGUUUGUUAUCAAA